UUUUGUGAUUGGUUUGUUUAUUUAAUGGUUUCGUAUUUACAAUAAUGUUUAUAAGUGAACUGCCUUAAGCCAAACCUUUUCUAGCAAGUAAACCGUGCAAUGGUACACCAUGCUAGCUCAACAUAUCGAUUUUUUUCUUUGGUGUUUUGUUGUUUGUUUUAUAUAAAUGAAGAAUAUUUAAUUGUGAAGUAUUAUUUUUUAAAGUUAACUUAAUCUUCAUAUAAAUGAUGUCUCCAAUUGUGUGGCGAAUGAACAGAGUAUGUGUUUAAAAAUAGUGUGUGAUUUGUGUAGUUGAUUUUGAGGUUAUGUUAACACUCUUGAACUAUCAUUAGUAGUACUUUAUGUCAAAGAAUUAACAAUAAUGUCAUUUUGUAGAAUUAUUGGUGCAUUUAUUUUCAAGAGGAAGCUAAAUACUUUUUCUGAAAAAAAUUUAGCAGAAAAGUGGAUAUUACCAAGCGGUCAGAAAACCGACAUCUGUGUGUACAACCCCAUAACAAAGACUAAAGUUCCUUUUAUCCUGAACGAUUUGAAUUAUGUUACUUGGUACAUGUGUGGUCCGACGGUGUAUGAUUCUGCCCACCUAGGACAUGCUAGCUGCUACGUGAAGUUCGACAUAGUCCGCAAGAUCCUGACUGGCUUCUUUGGCCUGCACAUUGUGCAGGCCAUGAGCGUGACGGACGUCGAUGACAAGAUCUUGGUGCGGGCGGCGCAGCAAGGGGAGGAUGCUGCCAGCCUCGCGCGCAGGUACACAGUGGAGUUCUUCGAGGACAUGGCCUCGCUGGGGGUGGAGCCCCCGUCUCUCCGCCUGGCCGUUACGGAUCACAUUCCUGACAUUGUGGCUUUCGUGCAGGUGCUCAUCAACAAGAGGGCUGCCUACGUUGCUAAUGGCUCGGUGUACUUCGACACGAGCAGUGAUGCGAGGUACGGCAAGCUGAGCGGUGCGACCGUGGAGGAAGAGAGGGAGGUCCGUCCGGACGGGGAGAAGCGCAGCCCUCGCGACUUUGCGCUGUGGAAGGCCGCCAAGGCGGGGGAGGCAGCAUGGCUAAGCCCCUGGGGUGCGGGCCGACCCGGCUGGCACAUUGAGUGCUCCGCCAUGGCCAGUGCAGUGUUCGGGCACAGUGUGGACAUCCACUCUGGAGGCGUGGACCUGUUGUUUCCUCAUCACGAGAAUGAAGAGGCUCAGAGCUGCCUCUACCACACGACGCCGCAGUGGGUCAACUACUGGCUGCACGCAGGCCAGCUGCGCGUCAACAGCGAUCACAAGAUGUCCAAGUCGCUGGGAAACACAGUGUCCGUGCGCCAGUUCCUGUCCCGCCACACGGCCGCUCAGUUCCGCAUGUUCUGCCUGCUGUCGCACUAUCGACGUGGCGUGGAGUACUCCCCUGCUGCCAUGGAGAAGGCAGUGGCCGUGUCGCGCCGGCUUGAGGCUUUCCUGCACGCCUGCCGUGCAGCCCAGCGUGGCCCUGGCUCCUCCGUCAGUGCUUUUUUCCUGCUGCAAAGGCUGAGCGAGACACAGCGCCGUCUUUUGGGCGCCCUGGCAGACGACUUUGACACGGGCUCUGCGCUGGCGGCCAUCUUGGACCUGGUGUCUGACACCAACAAGGAGCUGCAGUUGCACCAGGAGCAGGGCCCGGAGGCGUCGGCCGGCAAUGCAGGUGUGCUGGCUGCAGUGGCUGACUUUGUGAGAAAAAGCCUGGCACGGCUGGGCGUGCACUUUCCCUCGCUCGAAGCUCUUGGCAGCGCAAACCAGGCUGGAGGGGGCGCGGUGAACACGGAGGCUGUACUGGAAGCCGUGGUGCAGUUCCGUAGCCGCGUGCGUCUCACCGCCUUGCAGGAGGGCAGCCCUGCCGCGCAGCGCUGCCGCCUGCUGCAAGCCUGCGACGAGCUGAGGGACGAGCUGCGAUUGGCCGGAGUGACACUCAAGGACCAUGGGCAGCUGUCUUCGUGGAGUGUCUCCAGUCAGCAGCCGUAGCACCACGCUGCUCGCACGAACAUCUUGCUUGCGUGUUUCAUAGCUGCUCUGCAUCUGCCGGCCGGUGCUUUGUGAACACAGAGUUUGUCGGAGAUUCCCAUGUGGAAGCACUUUUGCUGAUUAAAGUGGUCUUUGUUUCAACUUCCUAGUGCAACUUGGUUCUCUUCACUCCUUUUAAAUGUUCUGGUGAUCUACACACACUAAGUGAUAAUAUAAGUCAUUGACACACGUGUUGUAAGAGCGAAUGUAAAAGGGUAGCACAAGAGGUCUCUGUCUUGCCAAAUAAUAUUUGGAAUUCAUGUUAGUUCCACUUCAAACCAAUGCAGGCAAAAACUAUAUUUAGUAAAAAAUAUAUUAAAAUAUGACUGACAAAAUAGAUGAUGUGAUAUUGUGUCUAUAAGAAUUUUGAAUAUUUUUACAAAGGGGUGCAAUCACCCAGUGUGUGGAGAUUUUCUUUAUCAGGUAUUUCUACUAGUCCUUAAAGUCAAGAAAAAGUAACUAAACUGGAGGACUGGUCAUGAAGGUAAUGAAAAAGCCCCUAAAUAAACAGAAACAGUACUAAAAGUCACAAAACUUUAAUUCUUAGCAUAAGUUGUUAACUUACAUUUUAUUUUUUGAUGUAUAAUUAAAGUUACCAUAGCAUAUCUAUCUAUCUUCUUCUGUAUGUAUAAAAAUGUUAAGUUGGUUUGUGUACGCUUCAAAAACUCAAAACCUUGUGCACUUAUUGAGCUCAAAUUUUGACACGGUAUACAACCUGCUUCAAAGAUGGUUUUUAUCUAUUUUUCACGUCAGUAACAUACCCGCGACCGCGAGGAAACCGGUUUUUUAAAUGGUCAGCUGUGUACCAGCAACCGCGCCAUUUGCCGGAAGCAAGGGGAACACUCUCUAUACCAUGUAAUGAGAACCGCAGUCACAUGUGAAACAUUACUUGUUCCCAAUUACAGUGUUUAAUGACAAAAAAAAAGUAUCCAAAAAUCAUAAGUAGAGGUUAUGUUUUGUAUAAGAUAUGGACAGAAAAUAUUUAAAUUUUUUAUAAUUAUUAUAAACUAUUUUAUUUAACGAAUAUUUUACUUAUUUAUUUUAAUUAAUGUAUUUAAGUAAUACUAUUAGUUCUUAACAACUUUUCAAUACUGUCUGUUCUGUGUCUCAUUGUUGUCAACAUGGAGUUGUGAAAACGAUUCGGGAUGGGCAGAAAAAAUAUUAAUAAAAGUUUUUGCCCUCUUAGAA
This is a messenger RNA of Bacillus rossius redtenbacheri, 3199 nucleotides long. RefSeq names its product cysteine--tRNA ligase, mitochondrial (gene CysRS-m). The transcript has 11 exons. Gene Ontology annotation, molecular function: cysteine-tRNA ligase activity; ATP binding. Gene Ontology annotation, biological process: cysteinyl-tRNA aminoacylation. The coding region runs from base 362 to 1972 and encodes 536 amino acids. The record is from RefSeq and is a predicted model, not a curated record. Gene Ontology annotation, cellular component: cytoplasm. Lineage: Eukaryota; Metazoa; Arthropoda; Insecta; Phasmatodea; Bacillidae.